This is a messenger RNA of Leucoraja erinaceus (little skate), 2207 nucleotides long. It is a transcript of the gene nudt19, whose product is annotated as nudix (nucleoside diphosphate linked moiety X)-type motif 19. NCBI's taxonomy places the organism in Eukaryota, Metazoa, Chordata, Chondrichthyes, Rajiformes, Rajidae. Gene Ontology annotation, cellular component: mitochondrion. Gene Ontology annotation, molecular function: hydrolase activity, acting on acid anhydrides, in phosphorus-containing anhydrides. Bases 172 to 1359 code for a protein of 395 amino acids. The transcript is spliced from 3 exons. The record is from RefSeq and is a predicted model, not a curated record.
CCCCUGGGGCGCGCAGAUUGGCAGCGGCACCAACUGUUCCAGAGGAUUCGCCGGGGGAGGAGCGCGGCCCUGGGGCGCUGGCACCGGCACUGGACGGUAAGAUGCCAGAUGAUGGAAGGCAGCAAAUGUGAUACCUUUAUUCAAGAAGGGCAGCAGGGAUAAGACAGCAAAAUGAAUAGAGAUUUAAAAUAUUGGAAAGAAGCGGCGACUGUGAUCCUGGCUGCAGGUACUCAAAAACAGCUUAUGAGUAAAGGCGCUACCAAUUCUCAGCCCAGUAAACCUACAAUUUCAACACCUACACGAGAGAGGAAUCCAUCUCCAUCAUGCCUAGAGAAGGCAAUAUGUGAUUUUGCCUUACUUUUAUUACAACGGAAUCAGGGACACGCAUUUCUCCCCAAUGCUUAUGUGUUCCCAGGAGGUCGAAUCAGCACAGCUGAUUUUUCCAAAGAAUGGAUCCAGUUGUUCCAUCCUUAUUGCCAAUCACCUAACUUUAAGUUGGAUACUGUCAAGCAAACUAUUCGGAGAUCUCCAAUCUUUGCAACGGAAAGGAGAAAAUUAGGAUCUCAAAUACCUGGAGAGGUAGCUUUCCGUAUUUGUGCCAUUAGGGAAACUUUUGAAGAAUCUGGGAUACUCCUUGUUAAGCCGAAUAACCCUGACAAAGACUUGAACAAGCAAGGGGUCAUACAGCUUGCACAUUUCGAUCAAAACAAACUUGCAAGUUGGAGGCCACUUGUGCAGGAAAAUGCAGCAAAUUUUAUAAGACUGUGCAAAGAGUUGGACUGUUUACCAAAUAUUUGGGCAUUGAAGGAGUGGAGUAAUUGGUUGACUCCCACGUAUCUGGGGGGAAAUAGGUUUGAUACUGUAUUUUUCAUUUGUUGUUUAGAAGAAAUCCCUUUAACAGAACCUGAUGAUCAUGAAAUAAUCUUUCACAGUUGGAUGCACCCUCUUGAGGGGAUCAAGGGUCACCAAUCUGGGAGAUUGCUUGUUCCCCCCCCACAAUGGUAUGAAAUAGGCAGACUUUGCCGAUUUAUCCACCUCCAAGAUUUGCAACAAUUUAGCCAAGAUCGUUCUGUAGACGGUUGUGAGCGAUGGUUUCCCAUCCGUCUACUUGCAUCUGAUGGUUUUGCCACCCUGUUACCUGGGGAUGAUCUUUAUCCAGAAGAUCCAGAUUUCACAGGGGAAAUGGAAUUAAACCUCACUACCUCCAAAUCUCUGAAACAAGCACGGCUAGAAGUUAGCAGACUGCACCGAAUAGAGUUCAGAAAACCUCACGAUUGUACUCUGUAUGUGAAUAUUGAACCCCAAUAUAAACAUGUCCACCCAUUAGAAAUAAACAAUCAUCCUCAUAGUCAUAGGUGAAUUGCCUGGUUAAUAUGCAAAAACAUGUGCCUGAAAUAAAUGUUAGCGAGUGUAAUGAUAAGCAUUUAUUUCUGAAUGAAUUUUCACACUGAACAUUAAACCUAGAAAAAAAAACAUGGCUGUAGUGUAACUUGCACAAAUUUUGUUUAGCUAGAAUAUUCUAGUCGUUCAUAAGAGUCAACCAUACAUAGGAAAUUCGGAGAAACAUAUUUCCUCUAAAUAUCUAAAAGAGAGACCGUGGUUCAACAUUGAUUUUUUUUUUAAGGGACAAGAAGGAUUUACAGGCAGCAAUGAGCCAGGACUGUUCGUGUCGGACAAGCCAAUUCUAACAUCUAUGGACAAAUAAGAAAAGGUUUUUAACAAUUGCAGUCAGGGCACUGGUGUACACUCUGCAAAAUAUUUUCUACUCUAUGCAAGAACUUUGGGUUCAGCUCAUCUGCAAUGCUGGAAUCUGAUUUUGGUUUAAUUAAAAGAGAAAAGAAAUGUAAGUCAUCUUGUUUGAUGCCAUUUGUUCUGAACAAAAUUUCUAAUAGAAUACAACAUCAUCCCAGCCAGGGUUUUGGCAAUUUACAAUGGAUUUCCAAUCUGUUUAAUUUCCUGGCAUUUGUGCCGUGGAAUGUGUCUGCUGAAUUUGUACUUAGUUUUUCAAUAUGUUCAUUUAUUUGAUUAGAGAGAAAGAGUUAUAAUAAUUUGCUUUAGUGUCACGAUUAAAAUUUUUUUUUUAAAGAUUUUGAGAAGUUGAAUAUCAAUGACAUUCAGAAGCAUUCAAAGAACAUUGUAACUUUUACCACCAACAAAGUCGAGUAAGCAUUAUUUUGCCAAUUAAAACAAUUGAAUGGUUAUAUAAG